UUCGGGAGCACUCGUAAGAAGUGCCACUCGCCGAGUGGGAGGGACAGUCGCACAUGUGAAGAUGUGGUGGCUAGCACGCCACGGGCUGCUCUGGCUGUUCCUGCACACCGCAACUCUGGUCCUAAGUGACGACCAGUGGGGAGAAGUAUGUCCGCCGGGCUGCAUAUGCCACACCACCACCUACGCAGAUCUGCCCAUGAAGAGAUGGCUCCGCGAAGGAACUACACAGAUCGCAACCCAGCCGGCACCGCCUCCCAGCAACAUCAACGAGGUUGUGUAUGCAGAUGAAGAAACCGAGAACCAUGAUGGUUUGGAUGAACAGCUCAAGAUGGCAAUGUGCAUUAUUCAAAAAGACAGCGAUGUACAGACAAUGUUUGCUUCGCUACCAGAGGAUGUCCAGGUGCUGACAAUCCUUCAGAGCCGUGGCUCGGGCGACAUAUACUUGGAAGCCACACACAUGCAGUGGCUACAACUCAUAGCCCUCGACAUCCAAGGCUUGCACCAGGACACUCCAAACACCACCAUGCCACCAACAGCAGCAACCACCAACCCAGGGAACGAAGGAAAGAUCAUAGUGCGUAGCGACACCCUUCAGUCCCUUACUUCCUUGCAAUACCUCAACCUGCAGCACGUCAAAAUACUGGGCAACCCAAACAUCGGAAACAGGCCGGCACCCGUUAUACAAAUCGCAGAGAGCAACAAAUUUUUUUCAAACAACGUUCCAUUUACAACUUGGAUGAAAGAUGAAGUGGUGAUGCCAAACAACCAACAUCCAAAUCACAUUCCAACACAACUUGUUAUUUUGCAGCCAGUUGUGACAAACACCAACGACGAAAUCGUGCCCUACAAAGUAUACAAGGAAGAACAAGAACGGGCUGGAAUGUCAAUAUUUUCGACUCUGAGCAACCUUCUAUUUUUAAGAGUCCAUGGGUGCGGCUUGAAGGAAGUCAACUGGGAAAUGUUUACAGGGCUGUCUAAAUUAGAAUAUCUGUCACUAGAGAAAAACAACCUCCUUUUCAUCCCAGACUUCACUUUUUAUGGUACCACCAAUCUCAAGACACUAUCUCUAGCACACAAUAAGUUACUCAGUUUGCACAGCACUGGUCUCGCUGGUUUGCUCGAUUUAGAAAACCUAGACCUAUCGUACAACAACUUCUCACACCUCUCUGAAUUAUCCCUACCCCCCUUUCCCAAGCUGCAAAAAGCAGACUUUCGAGGCAACCCUAUUCAAGAAGUAUUCGCGAGCACAUUCGAAAUAAUGAAUGCAACAAAAUCCUUAUACUUGGGGAGUAUAAAUUCCCAAUUUGGUAUUCAAACAGAUUCAUUUCUUGGUUUGGACUCCCUUCUAAAACUCAAUUUAAUAAAUGUGAACAUCCCUGUUCUUGAGCGGGACUUGCUCAGAGGCAUGCCUGAACUGAAACACCUUAUAAUCCAGGGUUCAGUCAAAAGUGUGUCCUUCGAUGCCUUUUUAGAGAUGCCCAAACUGGAAAACUUGGAUAUGAGAGCAUGCGGCAUCGAAUCCGUAUCGAUGGACGCAUUUUACGGACUGUACGGCUUGCUGUACCUCGACCUGUCGCACAACCGCAUCACGUCACUCCCUCCGGGCGUGUUCGACCAGCAGUUCUCCCUGCGAGAGUUGUACCUGGAAAACAACCUGCUGAAGGAGUUGCCCCUCAACAUGUUCGGCAACCUGCCCACCAAGGUGGUCCGGCUGACGGGCAACCCGUGGGAGUGCACGUGUGCCAUGCGCGACUGGAAGCCGAGCGUCGUGAACGGCAGGAAGCAGCGCGCCGGCGAGUUCUGCCAGCUCCAGUACGACAAGGGCAGCAUGUGCUUGCAGCUGAGCCAGCGGUACGUGUACGACCGGACCGUGGCUCCCAGGUGCGCCACCCCCGCCAAGUACAACAACAUGAGCGUGUUCACCGCCUUGCGCAAGCAGCUGCACUGCGGUAACGAAAAACACACCAGGUUCCACAGGAAGGAAUAUCUUAAGAAAAAACACGAACAAUAUGAGAAAAGCUUGAAGAGUGAAUAUACUCAAAAUAUUAAAAACAAUUCUUCUAGCUUAGCAACACUUCUGACACUGAAUAAGGGCAAACAUGAUGCAACUCAUAUUCACUCAACCAAUACGAUUGAAAAUGCUACACUGCCAAGAGAAAAUAAACUUACUAUUCUAACCAAUUCAGAACCAACUGCACCAGCCCAUGAUACUGCAGUACUUGAUACCGAAAACCAAUUAAUUGAUCCAACAACUAAUGAAAAAGCUCACAAAUCGCAUACACUGAAAAACAAUGCUAAUCUGAUGCCAUUUACCAGCAAAUCAGUUCCAACGAACACAAGACACAACAUUGAACAAAAUGCUCAGGACUUAUCGUUGAAGCCCAUGAACCAACAGAAGGCUCCCAUAGCAAGUCACCAAAAUUAUGACCAAAAUAUACAAAAAGCAAAACUAGAAAAACGACAGAAACUUCAAGAAAAAUAUGAACGAACAAAGAAAACUGAAAAACUGAAAAGUGAGCCAACAUAUGUAGUGUACAACAACAAGAAGCCCACCAAAGUGUCUAAAAAGGCUUGGAAGAUGGAACUGGCAAAGACUCGUCAAACAAAACUCAAACAGGCACAAUUAAAAAAAAAAACUUAAUCUUUACAAUAACAUUUCAAAACAUUAAUAUAAGUACAAUAUAUUCAAUCCUUGAAGGAAAAAAAACUCAAAUUAAAUGCCUAAUGAUACCUAAAACAGUUCUAAUAAUAUUAAGGAUAGAUUUCUGAUUGAUAAUUUUUUAAAGAAUAAAAAUAUCAAGUAACACAGUGAAAGGAAACUAUUCAUGUACUAAAGUCCGAGUGCAUACAAAUAAGUUCAGCGCAAGUGCUCAUAGGUUGAAUUUCAAUAACCAUUAUUUUGUGCAAUUUGAAACAGGACAACUGCCAUUUCAGCUAUUGCUGUAUCAUUAGAGCAUUCAGCAAGUAAAACAAUUAUUACUUGUAAAAGAACACAAAUAAUAUAUUGCGUUCAUAAUUUGUUCUUUAGAAUAAGUAUUAUUUAAAAUUAGGUAAGUUAAUUAGAUGUAUAGUAAAGGGUUUACAAAACAAGAAGAAAAAUUCAAUUCAAUGUAAUAUUGUUAUAUGUUAUACAAUUUUGUAAUUCUUAUACUUGCACAUGCAAAUAGCUAGCAUUGUAUUAGCACCAGUGUAAUAUUUAUCAUAUAAAUGUUUUAUUAUGAAUUUCAAAAGAAAGUAGCGUGUUGGCUAGAAGUUUGCAUAUUUACUGGUAGUUUCACUUUGUUCCCUACUAAUCAAUAAACCUAGUUUCACUACGAUGAUUGUAAAAAAUGCACUACAUGUAAAAAAAUUAAAUUAAAUGAAAGGAGAUGUGAAAA
Bacillus rossius redtenbacheri is the source of this 3377-nucleotide messenger RNA. RefSeq lists its product as uncharacterized. Gene Ontology annotation, molecular function: protein binding. Lineage: Eukaryota; Metazoa; Arthropoda; Insecta; Phasmatodea; Bacillidae. Gene Ontology annotation, cellular component: extracellular matrix. The record is from RefSeq and is a predicted model, not a curated record. The coding region runs from base 62 to 2641 and encodes 859 amino acids. The transcript has 4 exons.